AUGGCGUUCUUUAAGAAGUUUUUCAACAACGCCAUCAAAGACAGAAAAUCUGAUGAUGAUACAGUGACGGUGAAGGAGAAACCAAAGCCCAAAUACUACGGCACCGUGUCUCCGUACCCAAACUUCAAGGCCAGCCAAGACGCACAGGUCCUGCAGAGCGCCAUCAAGUCCCACGACGUGGACGAGGACGUGAUCAUCUCUGUGCUCGUCAUGAGGAGCAACGAGCAGCGGCAGAAGAUCAAGGCUGUGUACGAGGCCACCACCGGAGAGCCUCUGGUCAAGGCUCUGAAGUCUUCUCUGAGAGGGGACCUGGAGGACGUGACUUUGGCUCUGCUCAUGACCCCACCUCAGCUGGACGCCUACUGCAUCAGGAAGGCCACCAAGCGUUUGGGAACAGAUGAAGAUGUUCUGGUGGAGAUUCUGGCCACGAGGAGCAAAGAGCAGAUCCAGGAGAUCGCCAAUGUCUUCAAACACGAGUACGGCCGUUCACUGGAGGAGGUGCUGAAGAGUGAGGCCCGAGGAGACUUUGAGAAGGCCCUGCUCGCCCUGUACCACGCCAACCGGGACACCAGCACCGAGGUGGACAUGAACCUGGCCCACAAGGACGCAGAGAUUCUGUUUGAGGCCGGGGAGAACAGGAGCGGGACCCAGGUGGACACCUUCAUCGAGAUCCUGACCACUCGCAGCGCUGCCCAGCUCUCCAAGACGUUCCAGAGAUACGCCUGUGUGAGCGACCUGUCCCUGCCCAAAGCCCUGCAGGCCGAGCUCAAGGGCGACAUCGAAGACUGCCUCGUCGACAUCGUUAAAGUUUGUUGGAACACACCAGCGUUCUUUGCUGAGAAGCUGCACGCCGCCAUGGAUGGCCAUGGCACCUGCGAGGCGUCUCUGAUCCGGGUCCUGGUGAGCCGCUCGGAGGUGGACCUGAAGAAGAUCGUGGAGGAGUACCACGCCAUGUACAACCGCUACCUGCAGGAGGACAUCGUGCGGGACACAGACGGCCAUUACCAGAAAGUUCUACUGGGACUGUGUGGACCCACCUAA
Molecule: messenger RNA, 1041 nt
Organism: Knipowitschia caucasica
Lineage: Eukaryota; Metazoa; Chordata; Actinopteri; Gobiiformes; Gobiidae
Source: the annotation of a GenBank genome assembly